Arthroderma uncinatum is the source of this 1401-nucleotide messenger RNA. RefSeq lists its product as uncharacterized. Bases 1 to 1401 code for a protein of 466 amino acids. Lineage: Eukaryota; Fungi; Ascomycota; Eurotiomycetes; Onygenales; Arthrodermataceae. Gene Ontology annotation, cellular component: cytoplasm. Gene Ontology annotation, biological process: G protein-coupled receptor signaling pathway. The transcript has 6 exons. Gene Ontology annotation, molecular function: G-protein alpha-subunit binding; guanyl-nucleotide exchange factor activity. The record is from RefSeq and is a predicted model, not a curated record.
AUGGAUACCCUAGAACUGCAAGGCGAAGGUACGGCGACAGCUUCAUCCGGCGCUGCGCAACCCGCUAACCCUCGCAAUCUAGAGAAAUUAAUCGAAGUGAACCAUCUGCUCAGCACCUUACGGGCAGACCUGGAGCAGAAGAGCCUUCAAACUUCCCAACGGAUCGAGACCCUGCAAAAGCUGCGCGUGCAUGGCCGGAAACCAGAAAAUGCGGAGCCCAUAUAUGAAAAAGAGGGUAUAGCAACGCUCUCGGCCUACGGAUUCGACGAGCCAGAGGCGAUUAUAUACCGAGAAGCGCUACGAUGUCUGGCGAAUGCUCUACUGCUGGAGAAGGCCACGCGCCAAAGGUUCGUUGACCUUGGGAAUGGGAGAAAGGCCGCAGAGAAACUGAAAGCGAGUGAUCCCCGUCUGCAUUUGGACUUUGAUAAGCUGUUUAGUGAAUGCUCCUUGGGGGAGAGCAUCAAUAACCACAUACAUCGCCAUUCCAAACAAUUCUCAAAGGGCAAAAAGAAAAAGCUUACCCCCAUCGACGAGCUUGCGCUCUCAGAAACACUCAAGUUGAUGUUUAAUAUCACCAACUACUACCCUCACCACACCACGACAUUCUCGCCAGCAAUUCCACACAUACUAAAGAUCUUAAGCCUCAUCGAGAUCCCAACCCCGCCGCUUCAAGCUCCUGUCAACUAUCUCAUCAACUCAUUGCUGAAUCUCGACCUUGAGGCGGAGAAGAGCAAAGCUUUCAGCACCAAUCCUUUGUUCCCAAAGUUCGACCAGAACUGCAAUGUGGAUAAACUAAUCAACAUCCUUGAUCAGGCCGUUGCGAUGCAUAAACCAUCACAUCUAGAGACCCUCGUCGUUCCACUGCUUACUCUCCUUAGAAAGAUAUAUUCUUUUGCCCCAGAAGGACCCAGGAAAUACAUGGAGUGGCUGCUUCUUCCCGAGGACAACGAUCAUGAUCUACCCAUCGGCCAGUCAAAUACUUUGUCAUCCCGGCUGCUACGGCUAUCGACGUCUCCGGUGGCGCCCAGCUUACGAGACGGCAUUUCGGCACUCAUGUUUGAAUUAUCAGGAAGUAACGCUAGCGACUUUGUGAGGAACGUCGGAUAUGGUUUUGCGGCAGGAUUCCUCAUGUCGCAUGAUAUGGCAAUCCCUGAAAGUGCAAAAGAGGCAUACAGCUCCAAGGCCGGCAAAGAGUUCAGUUCAGCUAUUAAUCCGGUCACCGGUCAGAGGUUUGAUGCCGAGCCCGUGGAUACUGGCCCAGAGAUGACUGAGGAAGAGAAAGAACGAGAGGCAGAGAGACUAUUCGUGCUCUUUGAAAGACUCCGUGCUACAGGCGUUGUUAAUGUCGAAAACCCCGUCCGGACGGCUGUGGAACAAGGCCGUAUUGAGGAGCUUGACUAG